Messenger RNA from Rotaria sordida, 1092 nucleotides. The record is from the annotation of a GenBank genome assembly. NCBI's taxonomy places the organism in Eukaryota, Metazoa, Rotifera, Eurotatoria, Philodinida, Philodinidae.
AUGCUCUAUCCAUAUACAGAUGAUUUCGUCGACUGUACUACUGUGUCUCAAAAAGCGAAAAAAGAAUUUGCAGAAGUAUUCCAUGAACGAUUACUCAUCGGCGAAUCGAACUAUGAUCCGAAGUCGCAUUUUAAUGGACAACAAUCGAAUGUAGCAGAAUUGCGACUGCCAUCAUCGUUACAGUCUUAUGCAGAUAAAAUUGGAAAGGUAUUUGAUAUGGUGAAAUUUAUCGAAAAUGAUUGGACACGUCAUGGUGAGCAUAAAUGUGUAUACAUGAGCUUGGCCGCUAUUCAUGAUUCACAAAUAAAAUCAACGUUACAACAUGCGCGCCCUGACGAUGGAUAUGCACCGACGAUACCUCAAAUAGAACAAGUUAGCGCAGAGAAAGGUGGUGCGUCUUUGAUUGCGGCCGGAUUUUUGAUGGAAGGUCGAUUAACACGAGCCAAAAUGGCAUAUCUGGAAUAUUUGGGCUUUGGUAUGCAAUUAGUGGACGAUCUACAGGACGUCGAGCUAGACAUGAAAAACAAUCAUCGAACAAUUUUUACUCAAUCAAUUGCCGAAGGACAAACGUUAGACGCACCCACAGCUCGUCUCAUUCAAUACUGUUGCCGUGCAUCUGCCUAUGAAAAACAUGUGAUCAUUUGCGAAAAAAAUGCAUUACAUACUGCUCAAUAUGCUGAAUUUAGUAUUUCAAGUUGUAAUUUUGGAACAAAUGAAGCAAUUCAUACUGGUAAACAUCUUGUGCCUUUCCUCAGUACUUAUAUGCCUAAUUUACAAAUAUUACGUCUUUGGAGACCAGAUGAUUUUCCUUGGACAUCGAUUCGACCGAACUUCAAAUAUGGAUACUAUUAUGGAGUUUCAAGAGGACAAUGGCAACGAACUCUGCAUACGCCUCAAUCUAUCAAUGAACAUGUAGUUGUCUUUGAACAAGAUCUUUCUCAAUUAUUUGAGCAAUUAAAACAACUUGCCUAUCUUGAUAUUCAUGGCGAUACGUCGUCUGAAAAAAUCGAACCUUAUCGUUUAAUGGUUCAAACUCGUUUUCCAAAUAGUCGAAUUGAUAUUCAGAUAUCAAGAUUUCGUCUUUGGAUGUAA